Molecule: messenger RNA, 1673 nt
Organism: Pezoporus flaviventris
Lineage: Eukaryota; Metazoa; Chordata; Aves; Psittaciformes; Psittacidae
Gene: BPNT1
Product: 3'(2'), 5'-bisphosphate nucleotidase 1
Exons: 9
Coding region: 441-1202 (253 amino acids)
Biological process (GO): phosphatidylinositol phosphate biosynthetic process
Molecular function (GO): 3'(2'),5'-bisphosphate nucleotidase activity
Source: RefSeq, a predicted model, not a curated record
CCGCGGAGCCGGGAAGAGCUGGGGUGCUUCGGGCUUGGUUUGUAAAGACGCCUCCCUGACGCGAUCGGGGCGAGCUCUGCCUGAAGCGGGCGGCGCCUGUGAGAGGUCUCGGCUGCUGCUGCGGCGGCGGCGCGGCCUGGACUCCUGUUCCCUCGGGGCAAAGGACUCACAAGAAGGGCUCCCGGCGGGCUCUGGGCUGCCGGACGCUGCCGGAGGGCGAAGGGGUGCUGGGGACGCUGCCGAGACGGAGAGCAGCACGGCCGGGACGAUACAGGUCAAAGCGGUAUUUUUGAAGAUCAGCAAAUAAGGAAAGAAAUACAGUCCUCACCUCUCCAAUACAAGAAAUAUUCCUUAUUAAAGGAUUAAAAGAGCACUGGAGAAGUAUCUUUUGACAGACAGGAGCCAAUGACUUGCAGACUAAAGCUGACCGACUGGUACAAAUGAGCAUUUGUGCUUCGCUGGCACAGAAGUUUCCCAAGGUGACAAUCAUAGGAGAAGAAGAACUGCCCGGUGAUGAGGUAACUGAGGAACUAAUUGAAUAUGGUCACUGUGAAGAAAUCCUGAAGAAAACUUGUCCUGCUCAGUACACAGGAAUUAAAGAGGAAGAGCUUGUAAUAUGGGUUGAUCCCUUGGACGGAACCAAGGAGUACACUGAAGGUCUCCUUGACCACGUAACGGUUCUUAUUGGAAUUGCUUAUGGAGGCAAAGCAAUAGCAGGAGUUAUUAACCAGCCAUAUUACAACUAUGAGGCAGGACCUGACGCUGUGCUAGGACGGACAAUCUGGGGAGUCCUAGGCAUAGGUGCCUUUGGAUUUCAGCUCACAGAAGCACCUGCUGGGAAACACAUCAUUGUUACCACCCGUUCUCACAGCAGUGCCCUGGUAAACGAAUGCAUCAGUGCUUUGAAUCCAGACAGUGUCAUCAGAGUUGGAGGAGCAGGAAACAAGGUCAUUCAGCUUAUAGAAGGCAAGGCAUCUGCUUAUGUAUUUGCAAGUCCUGGGUGCAAGAAAUGGGAUACAUGUGCACCGGAAGCUAUUCUACAUGCUGUGGGAGGCAAGAUAACUGAUAUCCAUGGAAAUUCAUUUCAGUAUAACAAGGAAGUGAAACACAUGAAUUCUGCUGGGGUCCUUGCUGCUUUGAGAAAUUAUGACUAUUAUGCCAGUCGUAUUCCUAACACUGUUAAACAAUCCCUUGUGCCUUGAAGCAAUAAAACAUCUUCACUUGGCCUGGCAGGCUGAGAAAGCGAGCUUGGAGAAGAAAGCAAGAUGAUAACUGAGCCUGAAAUACUGUUUUAGAGAGUUUGAACUGCAUUCUUACAUUAAGGUGUUCAAUAAUUUCAAAUUGCACACAGAAUCAAUAUGUAUAUGUUGGAUCAGAUUGUUUUGCUGUGUUUAGCAGAAAACAUCAAACCAGUCACAUUUCUUGAACCAUCCUUUGGCAGUAUUUGUUCUUCAUUUCUGUGUUUAACAUACUGCUGAUCAUAACAGUAGAGUCCAAAAAUCAUCUUAAUAGUCAGGGCACAAAGUCAUGUUAAGUCAUUUUCCUGAUGUUGUUCAAUAUUUUUUGUUGUAUGUAGUCAACAAGAGUUUAUUAAGUACAAAUGGACUAAGAAUUUGCCUGGAUGGAUUAGCCCAUUUAUUAUAAAAUUCACAGUUUUGAUUCUUAGAAGUGAA